CUUUGCUUUUCCAAAAUGUCUGCGCCCAUGUGGCAUGGAAUAAAUGGAAGAAAACAUUUUAGGUGAGACAGAAAUACGAUGUAAUCCUCCAUCAAGAUGACAUGUAAAGAACAACAAGAGGAGGAAUUGGAGGUUCUCCGUUCUAUUUAUGAGGGUGAUGAAAAUUUCAAAAUAGUCAAUCCUACUACUUUUCAAUACAAGUAUGGGGAGGAUGGAUCAUACCGUGCCUUCAACGUGGAGAUUGUCUGGAGUGAGGAAUACCCAGAAAAAGAACCCAAGGUCAACCUGGACACUUUCUACAACAAACACAUAUAUGAGACUGUAAAGGCCAAGAUCAUGGAAGGACUUCAGGAACAGAUCCCUGACUUACUGGACUGUGCCAUGACCUACACAUUGUUUGAGUGGGUCAAGGAGAAUUAUGAUGACCUUGUUGCUGAGCAACCAGAAACACAACCAAUCAAUCAGGUCAGUGACGGCAAGAUUUCUGUUAUGGAGGUGGCCAAGAAAAAGGAGAAAAAAGAACAACUGACCAAGAAUCAGAAGCGUAAAAUGUUUGAUCGACUGGACGCGUCCGGAGAGAGGCCGCGGGGCUGGGACUGGGUGGAUGUUAUACGUCAUUUAUCUCAGACCGGGUCACAGAAUAACUAGUGGG
Saccostrea echinata is the source of this 652-nucleotide messenger RNA. RefSeq names its product RWD domain-containing protein 4-like. The record is from RefSeq and is a predicted model, not a curated record. NCBI's taxonomy places the organism in Eukaryota, Metazoa, Mollusca, Bivalvia, Ostreida, Ostreidae. The coding region runs from base 97 to 648 and encodes 183 amino acids. The transcript has 7 exons. Gene Ontology annotation, molecular function: protein binding.